CACCCCCUCCGCUAAGCCCCGCCUCUCCUCGGAAGCCUCGCGAGAUCUGCGUGGCGGCGGCGGGGCGAUGUGCGGGGCGUGCGUGGGCACGGAGUACCCGGAGCGGGGCACCACCUGCCUGGAGGGCGGCUCCUUCCUCCUCAACUUCGUGGGGUGCGCGCAGUGCGGGCGCCGGGACUUCGUGCUGCUCGGCAAUCGGGCCGCCGGCCUGCAUGGCGGGGACGAGAUCGUCACCUACGACCACCUCUGCAAGAACUGCCACCACCUGAUCGCACGACACGAGUACACCUUCAGUGUGGUGGAUGACUACCAGGAGUACACCAUGCUGUGCCUGCUCUGCGGCCGGGCGGAGGACUCCAUCAGCAUCCUUCCCGACGACCCUCGCCAGAUGACCCCGCUCUUCUAAAGCCGCUUUGUAUCCCGCCUGGAUGUGGUGGAUGCCUGAUGCCGGAUGCUCCCGCGCUCCCGGCAGUGGCUCAGCCCUGCAGCCCUGAUCCCCGCUGUGGGGACGGGGUGGAACACCACAGCCUGAGCCCCUCCACUGUGUGCUGAAGACAUGAAGGGGGUCCAGCAUCUCAUCACCCCAAAAAGGGGUCCGAAAGGAUGCCUGUCCCAUCCUGCCUCAGGAGCCCACGUGUGUGGGGGCAAUAAAUGUGAUGUGUUACA
This is a messenger RNA of Tyto alba (common barn owl), 666 nucleotides long. RefSeq names its product churchill domain containing 1 (gene CHURC1). The transcript has 5 exons. Gene Ontology annotation, biological process: multicellular organism development; fibroblast growth factor receptor signaling pathway; positive regulation of DNA-templated transcription. The record is from RefSeq and is a predicted model, not a curated record. Lineage: Eukaryota; Metazoa; Chordata; Aves; Strigiformes; Tytonidae. Gene Ontology annotation, molecular function: zinc ion binding. The coding region runs from base 68 to 406 and encodes 112 amino acids.